AUGUCAUCUUCAGACAGCGAAUCAGAAAACGAAAAAGAAAUUCCAGCGAGACUCGGCGAUUGUGAGGUUUGUGGGGCGCAAAAAGCUAUUUACACCUGUCCUAAAUGUGAAGUUAAAACUUGUUGUUUAUCCUGUGUUCAAAUACACAAGAAAGAGUUGGAAUGUGAUGGCAUCCGUGACAAAACGAAGUUCAUCAGGAUGAAAGAUUUUACUGACACAGAUUUAUUAAGUGAUUACCGGAUGUUAGAAGAAUGUGCACGGUUUGUUUAUGCAGUUAAGAGAAACGAGAAAAAGAAAUUUACUAGAAUUGACAAAGACUUACCAAUUCAUUUGUUCAAAUUAAAAAUGGCUGCAAGAAAAAGAGGAACUGUAUUACAGUUUCUGGCUCAAAACUUUUCAAGACACAUGGUAAACACAACGAGAUAUAAUUAUAAAACUAAUGUCAUAUCAUGGAGAGUAGAAUGGAUAUUCCCUAAUGUGGACACAAAGCCAUUGAAGUUUGUGGAUGAAAAAUGUUUGGAACAUAAUAAAUUGUCAGGGUUGCUAGAUAAAUACCUUAAUCCAAAUGCAACACCUUUUGAAGGAUCGAAAACAUUACUUUUCUAUAGAUCUGUUGGAUUUAGUGGUGUAAAGAUUUUAUUAAAAGCUGAAAAAAUUAGAGGUUCUGCUAAUAAGUUUUUUGAACUGGACCCAACUGAAACUUUGGGAGAAAAUCUAUCUGGAAAAUGUAUUGUGGAAUUCCCAAUAAUAUUUAUUGUUCUCAAAGAUCAUGCUUAUAAUUUUGAAAUUAUAACACCAGAAGAUGAGUUUGAUUAUAAAAAUGAUGACAAAACAGAAAUUGAUGAUAAAAAUAGCACUAUAGAUAGCAACAAAGAUGAUCAUUCCUUAGAAAAUGGUAACUCAAACAAUGAAAACUUUAGUCAAAACUACCAAGAGCAAAGAAAAAGGCCAAGGCAGUUGUUAACCGAAAAAAUAGCCAAACAAAAGAAAAUGGCAAUUGAGAAAGAAUUGAAAGAAGAAAGAAAGAGGCGACCUAAAAACCUUUUAUUUACAACAGGCUACUCUUCAGAAGAAAGUAUAGUUAGUAGUGACACAGAAGGCGAAAAUACUGAAAAUAAAUAA
Parnassius mnemosyne (clouded apollo) is the source of this 1122-nucleotide messenger RNA. NCBI's taxonomy places the organism in Eukaryota, Metazoa, Arthropoda, Insecta, Lepidoptera, Papilionidae. The record is from the annotation of a GenBank genome assembly.